CAAAACCAAAAAAAAAGGGGAAAAAAGAAUAAGAAACAGAGAGAAAAAGCAUACCACACAAUAUUCCCUUCUCUCUCUCUUCUUUCGCUGAUAGAGAGCCUCUCUCUAAGCAAAGCACGAGCGAGAAAAAUCCAAGGGAGAAACCAAAGAAGACCAUCUUUACCUGUUUCUCUGUUCGUUUUUGAUUUCUCUUUUUCAAAAAAAAAAAAAAAAUUCUAGAUGCGAAUAUCUUAAGAUUCAACUGGCUGAAAUCGAGAGGUUACAGAUAAGGAUUUUGCAAGAUCAGCGAAGAGUGGUAAAAGAAAAAUCCAGUGGAAAUACAGAGGAUCCCGUCGUGUAGAUCCGCCAGAUCUGUUAAUCUCCGGUACUCUGUUUUCCUUGAUUCGUCCUCUGGUGUUUAUAACUAUGCUAAGCUAGUGUAUGGAACAAAGCGGCACUAGGGUCGCUGAGAAAACUCGAAUGGAGGAGGAUUUCUUGAAGAUCAUGAACCAUUACUUAGAGGAAUCGAAGAAGAUGAGAAUUACUGAAUGGUCUUAAAAGUGUCCAUCUUUGAAAUUUCUCUGCUUUGAAGCAAUACUCGAUUUCUACUUGUGUGUUAGUGGGGAAAUCUCUGGUUUUUUGGGAGAUGAUGGAAGAGAUGACUCCAGCCGUUGCAAUGACUCUGAGCUUGGCUAACACAAUCUGUGACUCAUCACCUGUAGAGAUCACUCAGCUCAAGAACGUUACUGACGCAGCUGACUUGUUACCUGAUUGCAACGGAGGGACUGAUUCUCCGAUGGAAGAUGCACCGGAACCGGAAGAGGCUGGUCAGCGAGGUGAACCGGAUUCGUUGAAGACUGCUAAUGAUUGUGUUGUGGAUGAAGACGAGGUUUUAUCCGUUGUGGAGGAUGACAGUGCAGUCAUAAGUGAGGGCUUGUUAGUUGUUAACGCCGGCUCUGAGUUGAGCUUGUCUGAUGCAGCAAUGGAGAUAGAUAACGGUCGAGUUCUUACGAAAGCGAUCAUCGUAGGCGAGUCAAGCAUCGAGCAGGUUCCCACCGCGGAGGUUGUCAUCGCCGGUGCGAGUCAGGAUACACAGAUAGGAGGAGAUGGUUCAGGUGUAACAGCUUCGGAGGUUGUCAUUAGGCUGCCGGAAGAAAGUAACAGUCAUCUUGCGAGAGGGAGGAGCGUCUAUGAGCUAGAUUGUAUACCUCUUUGGGGCACUGUUUCUAUUCAAGGUAAGAGAUCUGAGAUGGAGGAUGCCUUUGCGGUGUUGCCUCAUUUUCUGAAGCUACCCAUCAAAAUGCUAAUGGGUGAUCAUGAGGGUAUGAGUCCAAGUCUCACUCACCUCACGGGUCAUUUUUUCGGUGUUUAUGAUGGUCAUGGAGGCUAUCAGGUUGCUGACUAUUGCCGAGAUAGACUCCAUUUUGCUUUGGCUGAAGAAAUCGAGCGCAUAAAAGACGAACUAUGCAUGAGGAACACGGGAGAGGGUAGGCAGGUCCAGUGGGAGAAGGUCUUCACUAGCUGUUUUCUAAACGUCGAUGGUGAGAUUGGAGGCAAAAUCGGGAGAGAUGUUGUUGGUUCUUCUGAGAAGGUUCUUGAGGCUGUUGCCUCUGAGACUGUAGGUUCAACUGCUGUGGUUGCUUUGGUUUGCUCAUCACAUAUAAUAGUUUCUAACUGCGGCGAUUCAAGGGCGGUUCUGUAUCGUGGCAAAGCAGCCAUGCCCUUAUCAGUCGAUCACAAACCAGAUAGAGAGGAUGAAUAUGCAAGAAUAGAGAAUGCUGGAGGGAAAGUUAUACAAUGGCAAGGCGCUCGUGUAUUUGGUGUUCUCGCCAUGUCUAGGUCCAUUGGUGACAGAUAUCUGAAGCCGUAUGUGAUCCCGGAACCGGAAGUGACGUUCAUGCCGCGGUCAAGAGAAGACGACUGUCUGAUACUAGCCAGUGAUGGUCUUUGGGACGUGAUGGACAACCAAGAAGUUUGCGAAAUAGCCAAGAGACGGAUCUGCCUGUGGCAUAGGAAGCACGGUGCGCCGCCUCUAGCGCAGAGAGGCAAAGGAGCAGACCCUGCUUGCCAAGCCGCCGCUGAUUUCCUCUCCUUGCUUGCUCUUCAGAAAGGAAGCAAAGACAACAUCUCCAUCAUUGUCGUUGACUUGAAAGCUCAAAGGAAGUUAAAGACCAGAGCUUGAAAGCUUGAUUUGCGAAAACAGUACGCUUACUUACUUUUUUAUUUUUACUGGGGUAAGUUCCAAAUUUUUCUUAUAUGUUAGAUCGUAACGGAUCUAAUUUCAACAAGUUCUUUACAUAUUGUUAGAGGGAGGGAAAAAUAAGAAAAACCAAAAAAAAUAUAUGAAAUGUGGGUUGGGGAAGAGAAGUAAAGACUGAAGAAGAUGAUGAUGAUGCAUAGCUAAUUAUAAGUACAUUCCUUUUUCUCAUGGGAUUUGGAUUCGUAAGUAUAAGAUGAAGAUAGGCCAAGAAGAUAUGUCUUUAUUUUUAUUUUUGUGGUAUUAAAGUAGAUGAAUAUGUUGUAAUCUUUUGAGAUGUGGCUAAUGAAAUUGUAAUUGAAACUAUGUCACAUUAACCCUCUUGCCUUUCUUUUUUUUUAUCCUCGUUUUCGAUAGAUUCCUUUGUGUCUUUUUCUUCUUUUCUGCAACUUCAAUGUAAAAUGAAAGCAUAGCGUUUAACAUGCUUGAUAAUAAUUACUAUAUGACGCAGUGAUAGCGCAACAGGUGGACGUGCCGGAGUGGUUAUCGGGCAUGACUAGAAAUCAUGUGGGCUUUGCCCGCGCAGGUUCGAAUCCUGCCGUUCACGGUUUUUUAAUUUUUUUUAUGUUUCUCAUUUUUAUAAUACGCUCCAAUUCCAUAACUUAGUCUAGUUUUGUAUCAAUCGUUACGAAAGGUUAAUAUCAAAUAUAAAUCGAACACAUUAUAUAUAAACAAACCGCACAUAUUGUAUGUAAGUACGUACUUUAAUGUGAAAUUAAAUCUUACUUUCAAGUUUCAA
Molecule: messenger RNA, 2975 nt
Organism: Thlaspi arvense
Lineage: Eukaryota; Viridiplantae; Streptophyta; Magnoliopsida; Brassicales; Brassicaceae
Source: the annotation of a GenBank genome assembly